CUCAGAAAUGGCAGAAAGAGAGUCGCGCUCCCUCGGUAAUGGAACGUCAACAGCCGUUUACACUAAUCUUUUAGCGCCCUCUGAAGGCAUCCACAGCCUACUGCAAGACGGGCUGAGCUUCACUCCACUGGACGCCAGCAGUGACGGCACUGUUCAACCUUUUUCUCGUUCACCCAAACUACAGCGUAAGGCUGCCAAAACCGCACAACCCUCUCAGGAGCAGUUAACCAGACGUAUCCAGGAGCUGCAGGCUGAAACGUCCAAGACUGAGGCGCGCAUCCAGUCUCUGAAGAAACGCAAGGCCGAUCUCUCUAGGACCACAGAGGUCAUGAAGCAGCAGGUUCGAGAGCACUUUGAGAACAUGCGGUGCAUUUUGAAGCAGGAUGAACAGGUGAUCCUGGACUCUCUGGAGCUGGACCUGAGGCAUACAAGGACCAAGCUGGACCAGGUUCUAAAGAAGUGGGAUAACUACCACGACCAGGUCACCAAGAGCAUCAGCAGCAUACAGAGAACGUUGAAAAGCACCACAGCGAAGGAAGGCGAGCAGGGUCACUCUGAGACUGUAAGCCUUAAGAAGCCAGACACGCCUGAGAAGGAAAUCAGGCUGAAUGAAGAGAGAUUUGAGAGGCUUCUAAAAACACUCUCCUCCAUCUCCAAAAACCUCAAGGCCAGGCUGCAGAGGAAGACUCUACUCUUAGAUUCUUUCCCCGUAAUGAUCGACAGGCAGUCUUGCCAUAAUCUGAUCAGAGUGACAUCAGAGGGGCGGGGCAUGUCCUUCUCUGGCUCCGCUUGCCCAGCUCCAGAACAUCCCCUUCAGUUUGAUAAGGUAUGCUGUGCUCUGGGGUCCUCUCCCAUCACAGCAGGUCAGAGUUACUGGGAGGUUGAUGUCCGCUGCUGCUCAGCCUGGGCUGUGGGUGUAGCCUAUGACACCCUUGAGAGAAAGGGCAAUGACAAGGGCGCCAAGCUGGGCCGAAACAGGAACUCAUGGUGCGUAGAGUUUCAGAACUGCAAUCUGACCGCAUGGCACAACAACCGGCACAUAUCAUGUCAAGGAGUGGGGCAGACUCCAAUUAGAAAAGUGGGAGUGUGGGUUAAUUAUGACAAAGGCCAGCUGAUAUUUUACGAUGCAAAAAACAUGGUUGUCCUGCAAAAGUUUUCAGCAGCCAUGACGCCGGUGUUCGACAGAGCUCAUCACCAGUUCACUCAACCCCUGUACCCCGCCAUAUGCUUCCUGAGACCACCGGACAAUCAGGUCUGGCCAAACCACUUGGAGUUUUGUUCCCAGAAGUUUCUGUGAUACCAUUAUCA
Messenger RNA from Neolamprologus brichardi, 1308 nucleotides. RefSeq names its product E3 ubiquitin-protein ligase TRIM62. NCBI's taxonomy places the organism in Eukaryota, Metazoa, Chordata, Actinopteri, Cichliformes, Cichlidae. Gene Ontology annotation, molecular function: protein binding. The record is from RefSeq and is a predicted model, not a curated record.